AUGGCGGGGGGCUACUUUGAGCUCCCAGUCUCCCGCCGCUCGAGUGUGUCUGAUAACGGAGCAGGACCAAGCAAAAUAUCUUCAGUGUCACGUCAAGCAUCAUUGCCCCUGCCGAAUGAUGGGUUCCAGGGCCAGCAGACGUAUCGGGAUGAGAGGUCGAAUGAUGUUGGCGCACAGGGCAGGCAUCGGAAUGCCAGCCCUCUCAAAAGCACCAAUCGUGUCAAGUUCACCGUGGAAGAGGCAGAGCUAUUGCAACAAGACGGAGCUAGGGUUGACUCCCGACUGGACCGAAGGGGGACUGUGCUCCCUCAGAGACCCUUACCCACUGCCAACAUUCCUUUCUUCCAGGCAACGGCACCUGUGGACCCUCCUGCAGACCCUCCUGCCUCACCCUCACUGGUGGAAGAAAGCCCCAGCGCGCCAGCCGAUGUCACUGGCUUGACGAUCAGCUACCAGACAAGCUCAUCGGGUACCGGAAAGAUAGAGGAGCUUGGACUCGGUACAAAUGACAAAGGGCGGGCAGUAUCUUAUGCACAAGAACGAGCUCAACGACUAGCACCCCUUCUGAGCUCACAAAAAUCUCCGAAGCCAAGUCCCCGCUCUAGCUUAGUAUCUUCAAUUGCAUCUACUCCGACUGACGGUGUAUUUCCAAACGAAGAUGGGGAUGAGAUUCCUAUGAUCAGCUUCCGCGAGAAACAACAACUAUUCGACGACCUAACAAACGAGAAUGAAUAUACACCACGCACAGCCGAAUCUUUUCAUUGCGUGCGACAAAUGUCCCGUCGUGAGUAUCCUUUCUUGCCUCGCAUUCGCCCUCCCUCUCCAGGACCUCACUCUGGCCAUGUCACUCCCAGUGAUGGCAGAGACUCAGAGACCUAUGUCGAACGGCCAAAACAAUACCGUGGAGGCAUUCUAUCCUCCAUCCUGAAGCUAUACGACCAGCAAACUGGAGGGCCUCCAGACUAUAGCCCCAACCGAAGCCGGUGGGGUCGUCCCAGAAAGGGGAGUUCCGCAGAAUUCAGUGAACAUGAAUUCUGUCCUGAUCCUAUCUGGAGACCACACCGGCCUAGGAAAUGGUAUGAAAAAUCAUCCAGCCGGUCGAGCAGUACUUUUGGGUCUGGCUCAUCACAAAAGAGUACCUCUCCAUUUGCUAUGCUGAAGCGAUCCCACAGCAGCGGUGCAGUGGGGGGUAAGGGACAUCGAUGGGCUAGGGCGGACCAUCUCGCAGAUGAAAUCCGGAUCACAGUUCACAUCGCAGAGAUUCUUACACGCCAACGAUAUCUCAUGCGGCUUUGUCGUGCCCUGAUGAAGUACGGUGCACCAACUCAUCGACUAGAGGAGUAUAUGCGGAUGACUGCCCGCGUGCUGGAAAUAAAUGGCCAGUUUCUGUAUUUCCCCGGUUGCAUGAUUAUCUCCUUUGACGACGCCUCCACGCACACGACGGAGGUUAAAGUCGUCCGGUCGAGCCAAGGAGUUGACCUUGGCCGACUGGCAGAUGUACACGAGAUCUACAAGGAGGUGAUCCACGAUGUGAUCGGAGUGGAAGAGGCUAUCCAGCGAUUAGAUGAAACAAAAGCAAGGCCUAACAAAUACCAUCUUGUACUCCAAGUUCUUGCCCACGGCUGCGCAAGUGCAUGUGUUGGACCUUUCGCCUUCAACGCGCGACCAAUCGACAUGCCAAUUGCUUUCUUACUAGGAUGUCUCCUCGGCAUCCUGCAGCUCGUUCUCUCCCCAAAAUCGAGCCUGUACUCGAAUGUCUUCGAGGUCUCAGCCGCCGUGUUGACUUCAUUCCUGGCUCGCGCCUUCGGAAGUAUACGAUACCAAGGCGAUCCACUAUUUUGUUUCUCAGCACUGGCCCAAUCAUCCAUUGCCCUCAUCUUACCGGGAUACACGGUUCUUUGCGCAAGCCUAGAGCUUCAAUCCGGCAGCAUCAUUGCAGGUUCCGUGCGGAUGGUCUACGCAAUAAUCUACUCCCUGUUCUUGGGAUUCGGAAUCACAAUCGGCACAGCUGUAUAUGGCCUCCUAGAUGCCCAGGCUUCAACGGAAUACACAUGCCCUGCUAGCCCUAUCACGAACGAGUACCUCCAACGCUUUCCAUUCGUGUUACUCUUCACUGUCUGUCUAGCCAUCGUCAACCAUUCCAAAUUGAAGCAGAUCCCUAUCAUGCUCGUUAUCUCCUUCGCCGGCUACGUGGUCAGCUACUUCAGUGGGAAGCGCUUCUACUCUAAUACACAAAUCUCCAAUGCCCUUGGCGCCUUCGUCAUCGGUAUCCUGGGCAACUUCUACAGUCGUCUUCGGCACGGCCUUGCUGCCGCCGCAAUGCUGCCUGCUAUCUGGGUGCUUGUUCCUUCUGGUCUGGCGGCUAGUGGAUCUUUGAUCUCGGGGAUUACUGCAGCAGAAGAAAUGACCCGCACUCGGUAUGAUGUUGUGAGCAAUGGAACGCAGGGUUUUGUCGAUGCGGCGAAGAACAUGUCUACUUCUGAAGCUAGGGACCAGAGCACGGGCGUGGCCUUUGACAUUGGCUACGGUAUGGUUCAGGUUGCCAUCGGGACGACUGUGGGUCUUUUCCUGGCUGCCCUUGUGGUCUAUCCACUGGGUAAGAAGCGUAGCGGGUUAUUCAGUUUCUGA
Messenger RNA from Penicillium pulvis, 2628 nucleotides. Its product is annotated as threonine/serine exporter family protein. The transcript has a single exon. Gene Ontology annotation, biological process: transmembrane transport. NCBI's taxonomy places the organism in Eukaryota, Fungi, Ascomycota, Eurotiomycetes, Eurotiales, Aspergillaceae. Bases 1 to 2628 code for a protein of 875 amino acids. The record is from RefSeq and is a predicted model, not a curated record. Gene Ontology annotation, molecular function: transmembrane transporter activity.